Messenger RNA from Podarcis muralis (Common wall lizard), 1871 nucleotides. Its product is annotated as arylacetamide deacetylase-like 4. Gene Ontology annotation, molecular function: carboxylic ester hydrolase activity. Gene Ontology annotation, cellular component: membrane. NCBI's taxonomy places the organism in Eukaryota, Metazoa, Chordata, Lepidosauria, Squamata, Lacertidae. The record is from RefSeq and is a predicted model, not a curated record.
AUCCAGGACAGCAGCGGGAAACGGCUCUGGGAUAAGGGAGUUUCCUGCCAAAUAAGGGACGGUUGACAGCUGUGCUGCCUGGCAAAGCAACUGGCAGCUGGGCUGUGUACGCAAGCAGAGAGAAAUGGACAGUAGAGGAAAUGGCCAGAGAUGCAGAGGGUUGUGGGAUUUGAUCAGAAAUUACUGUCAAUGAAUUAAACCCAAUCAACACCAUGCUUUCACAGCUGACACAAUGGCUUGAUGCAUAUUUUAUAAUUCCUCAUAGUAAUCCCAUCUGAUCCCCACACUCUGGAUAUUUGUACUCCUCCACUACUUAGGUUCUUAUGCACUCCAGUGGAUUUAUCCUGAGUAGUACUAGCACUGAAUACCCCCAAUUUGUGUUGCAUCUUAAGGUUUGAAAUAACAGGAAGCGUACUAGGAAAGGGGAGUGGGCAGGGGCUUCACUUCUGGGCUGCUCAAAGAGAAUAAUUUUCCAUCCCAAGAGGAAGGAAAGGAUAAACAGCGCAGUCAUCUCCCAUGCACGGUUUCUGUUCCAUAGGCAAUACAUCUAUGCAAUACAUAUAUCUAAUGCUGAUUUAAAAUGCUAAAUGGUUUGGUUUAAACAGGGAGGAAUUCUGGAAAAACUGGGCAUCUUCCAUAGAUAUUCCAUACUCAGGAUCCUAAACCUAUUAAUUCCAGAAGUGAAGGACCCAAAAAUGAUCACAAGGGAUCUGGUUUUUGAUGGGGUGCUUGUGAGGCUGUACUGGCCCAAGACAUCACCUGCUGGGAACAGGAAAGGAAUCAUCUUUCUUCAUGGAGGGGUUGCACUAUUUGGAAGCAUCCGAACUUCUGCAAGGAUCUGCCAUUCGCUUGCCCACGGAACCGACUCAGUGGUUAUGUGUGUUGAAUUUCGCUUAGCUCCUAAGCAUCCCUAUCCAGUCCCUGUACUGGACUGUUUAACUGCUGUAAUACAUUUUAUGAAAAAUGCAAAGGAAUACGGAGUGGACCCCAACUGCAUUGCCAUUGUUGGGGAGAGUAGUGGAGGCACAUAUGCUGCAGCCAUUUGCCAAGAACUGGUGACCAGAGAGGACCUCCCAAGAGUGCGAGCUCAGGUCCUCAUUUACCCAUUCCUCCAAGGAUUGGACUUCAAUUUGCCAUCCUAUCAGCAAUAUCAUUCAGUUCCUCCCUUGUUCCGGAAAAGAGCUGUCAGUCUUGGUUUGACAUAUCUCACUGGGAAGACAAUGAAUGUAGAUGGAGUUCUGAAAGGCACCCAUGUCCCUCCUGAUUUGAGAGAGAAAUACCAAAAAUGGAUCAAUGCUGAUAACAUUCCAGAAGAAUUUAAAGCUAGGGGCUAUGUUCCUCUAGAACCUGCUCCAUUUUCAGAAGAACUUUAUGAACAAGUUAAAAGAGGUUAUGAGACAAUGUUUGCCCCCCUUCUAGCAGAGGAUGACAUAAUCCGCCAGCUCCCGGAGACUUUCCUUCUAACUUGCGAGUAUGAUGUUCUCCGGGAUGAUGGGCUGUUGUACAAGAAGCGGCUAGAGGACCACGGUGUGCCAGUGACAUGGUAUCAUGUUCAAGAUGGGUUUCAUGGAAUAAUGGCCAUGGCUGGUUUGAAGGCAAUUGAAUAUCCGAGCACUCAGAAAUGUUUGCAGAAUGUAAUACAGUUCUUAAAAGGUUUAUAGAAAUGAAUGACAUUCUUUGUCUUCCUAUGGCAGUCUUCCCCUUCUGUGGAGGGAAAUAUCGUUCCUCAUUGUGCCAAUCCUGAAGUAAAAAGAAAAAAUCUGAUCAAAAGUUCUACUCUGUUCAGUUUCAAUACAAUAUUCCCUCAACAUUUUCACUCCUCAUCCUUACUUCCAUGAAGUUUCUGUUCAAAUCCUUUGUCUACUAAAUGU